Fomitiporia mediterranea MF3/22 is the source of this 1031-nucleotide messenger RNA. RefSeq lists its product as uncharacterized. NCBI's taxonomy places the organism in Eukaryota, Fungi, Basidiomycota, Agaricomycetes, Hymenochaetales, Hymenochaetaceae. The transcript has 3 exons. Bases 84 to 908 code for a protein of 274 amino acids. Gene Ontology annotation, molecular function: hydrolase activity. The record is from RefSeq and is a predicted model, not a curated record.
AUAAGACUCAAGAGAGAAAGAUCUCGAUUGGAAUGCUCACCCGUCUUCGUGCUCUCGUCCAUCACCUCAACCAUAACCGCACAAUGGCGUCAACAACGACCUCCCAAGGCGUCCAACGCGUAGUCAACUCCAACCCCGCCUGCUGCUCCAUCCCGCCCGUCCAAUCCAACUACGUACCCAAAGGCACAUACACCUCUUUCGCAGGUUUUGAUUCAACAUACGUCACCGGCCCACCUACAUCCUCCAUCGCUAUCGUCAACGUAUUCGACAUCUUCGGCUUCUGGCCACAAACCCAACAGGGCGCAGACAUACUCGCCCAAACCCUCAACGCACGCGUCGUCAUGCCCGAUUUCUUCGCUCCCGACAAGCCAUUCUUUAAAGAGAAGUUCCCCCCGCAAAGUCAGGAUGAUAAGAACGACUUGCAAGCGUUCUUUGCUGGCCCUGCCAAGCCUGACAAAGCGGUUGAAGGGUUAGUAAGAGUUGGUGAGGAACUGCGUGCACAGGGAGCGGAAAAGGUCGGCGCGUAUGGACUUUGUUGGGGAGGGAAGGUUGCUAUACUUACUGGGUCUAAGGAGAAUACUCCGUUUGACGCUGUUGCGACGUUCCAUCCUGCCAUGCUCUCUGCGGACGAUGCAGACAACCUGCGCGUCCCCCUCGGUCUAUUCAUCUCAAACGACGAACCCAAAGCGGAGUACGACAAGAUGAUCGAGAAACUCAAGCAGAAGCCCUAUGCUGACAAGAUUGCAUACAAACACUAUGCUAACAUGUUCCACGGAUGGGCAGCAGCACGUGCGAAUCUCGAGGACGAAGAGAACAGAAAAGAAUUUGAGGACGCAUAUACAAACCUAACCGCCUUCUUCAAGAAAGCUUUUGAACGUGACCGCGGCGGUACCGAAACACGCGUGUAAUUCGCCGUGGAGAAUCAUAUGAUAUGCCAGUCGAAACGGUUGUCCCUCCCAGGAACGUUUCAUGUAUAAUCAAUCAAAAUGUAAUAGUACAUUCUUCUGAUAUAUAUACAAACUGUUGUACUU